Messenger RNA from Bursaphelenchus xylophilus (pine wood nematode), 865 nucleotides. The record is from the annotation of a GenBank genome assembly. NCBI's taxonomy places the organism in Eukaryota, Metazoa, Nematoda, Chromadorea, Rhabditida, Aphelenchoididae.
AUGGCUCAUCUUUUUAUCGCGCUAAUCUUACUCAAAGUUGGAUCAACUGAAGCUCAGCGUAAGUCAUUUUUAUUACAAUUAGUCCUAAUUGCUGCCAAACAAAGCAAUAUUUUUCGUAAAAAUUCUGUUUUCAGUAUCUUGCGUCUACUGUCAUAAAGGAGAUGAGCUGGAUGUCGCCUCGCUCUAUCGUUUUAUGAGUUUUGACUCGUAUUUUUACAAGGAAAACUCUCAUGAUGACUGUGGCAAAGAGAAUGCUACUUCGCUGAAAUAUAUCAGUUGUGCUGGACAGUGUGCCUACGGCACAAUGAUGAAUUUUGAAACUAAUGUCACUUCCAUUGCUACUGGCUGCUAUGAUGAGAGCGCUGUAGGUUCACUAUGUUUAAAUUCGUUUCAUCGAUUUCCUGUUAAAUUUUGCUGUUUUAGCCACCGAGCCCGAUUAUAAUCGAAGCUAAGGGAGUCAGCAAGGAGUUGAACAUCUACCCUUGCAGCAUGGAUGAGUGCAAUGCUGCCCUAGGUAAUUUUUUGAGUUUGCUUUAAAAAACUUGAGCUUCUGUCAUAGCUGAAGCUUUGUGGCGUUCUCUUUGUUCGCCGAGAUUAUUUAUUAUACAAUAUUAUAACUAUCAUUUGCAUUCAACGCCCUUCAUUUUCAGAAAGUGCUCAAGAAAACCGUACCAGGACAAUGACCCCACCUCCAACGACCAUUCCACCGACCACAACUCGUCUUUUCGAUACGACUGAAGUUACCGAUGAAGACUCUUCUUCGGAAGAAGAAACGACCACCACAGCUGAGCCAUCCGCAAGCCCAGAUGGAUUCACUUUCUGGAACUUCAUCCUCCCACUGGUUACUCUUUCUUUUUUAUACUAG